Molecule: messenger RNA, 969 nt
Organism: Dromiciops gliroides (monito del monte)
Lineage: Eukaryota; Metazoa; Chordata; Mammalia; Microbiotheria; Microbiotheriidae
Product: olfactory receptor 5K1-like
Exons: 1
Coding region: 34-969 (311 amino acids)
Biological process (GO): G protein-coupled receptor signaling pathway; sensory perception of smell
Cellular component (GO): membrane
Molecular function (GO): G protein-coupled receptor activity; odorant binding; olfactory receptor activity
Source: RefSeq, a predicted model, not a curated record
UUACAAGCUUAAUUUUCAAUAGAGAAUUCAAAGAUGGUUGAGGAGAAUUACACCCUGUCACAGGAAUUUAUUCUCACAGGAUUCACCAAUCACCAAGAGAUGAAGAUCAUCUUAUUUAUGUUAUUCCUUAUAAUAUAUCUGAUAACCAUUGUGGGAAAUCUUGGACUGGUAGCAUUAAUUUCAAUUGAAUCUCUGCUUCAUAAUCCUAUGUAUUUCUUCCUUGGUAACUUGGCCCUGAUGGAUGCUUGCUGUUCCUGUGCUAUCACCCCCAAAAUGUUAGUGAACUUCUUCUCCAAGGAUAGAAUUAUUUCUCUCUAUGAAUGCAUGGCACAAUUGUAUUUUCUUUGUCUCGCUGAAACUUCAGACUGCCUCCUCUUAGCAGCCAUGGCCUAUGACCGCUAUGUGGCCAUAUGUAACCCUCUGCAUUAUCCCAUCAUGAUGUCAAAGAGACUCUGCAUUCAGAUGAUCAUUGGGGCAUAUGCAAUUGGCAACUUGACUUCUAUCAUUCAUGUUGGCUUUCUAUUCAGAUUAACUUUCUGUAGGUCCCACCAAAUUAACCAUUUCUUUUGUGACAUUGUUCCAUUAUACCGACUCUCUUGUACUGAUCCUUACAUCAACCAGUGGAUAAUGUUUAUCUUUUCAGGUUGUAUAGUUGUCUUCACUGUAACCACUGUCCUAGUCUCUUAUCUUUACAUCCUCUCCAGUAUCCUUAAAAUGAAAUCAAAGGAGGGACGAGGCAAAGCCUUUUCCACCUGUGCUUCCCAUUUUGUGUCUGUCUCAAUAUUCUACGGUUCUAUUUUCUUCAUGUACAUUCAGCCAGGUUCACUUGAACAAGGGGAUAAAGAUAUUCCAGUAGCUAUUUUUUACACAAUAGUAAUUCCUUUUUUAAAUCCUUUUAUUUAUAGUUUGAGAAACAAGGAAGUAAUUCGGGCCCUGAGAAAGACAGUGAAGUAUCUUGGGAUACUUUGA